Entrophospora candida is the source of this 141-nucleotide messenger RNA. Lineage: Eukaryota; Fungi; Glomeromycota; Glomeromycetes; Entrophosporales; Entrophosporaceae. The record is from the annotation of a GenBank genome assembly.
AUUAAACUAGAAGACACUGCUAAAAGUGUCAAGGAACUUAUGUCAGACAAUAUUUCCAAGAGGUUCAACCCAUCAUCUGACCUGACAGAUUUAAUGCCAAUCCACCCGCAUAUACCACAAAAAGACAAAGACAAAAAAGGC